Messenger RNA from Salpingoeca rosetta, 1430 nucleotides. RefSeq names its product tubulin-tyrosine ligase. Gene Ontology annotation, cellular component: cilium. The transcript has 6 exons. Gene Ontology annotation, biological process: microtubule cytoskeleton organization; protein polyglutamylation. The record is from RefSeq and is a predicted model, not a curated record. Lineage: Eukaryota; Choanoflagellata; Craspedida; Salpingoecidae. Gene Ontology annotation, molecular function: tubulin binding; tubulin-glutamic acid ligase activity. Bases 56 to 1267 code for a protein of 403 amino acids.
CACCGCCACAAACAAACAAACGCCAACAACAAACAACAAGCAACAAGCAAAAGCGAUGUCGGGAGGGCGAGUGCGGUGGUGCACGGACUUGGAGAAGAAUGCGCUGGUGAGCAACUUUGAGCGCCGCGGGUGGCAGCGUGUGAGUUCGGAUGAUCAGUGGAACGUGUACUGGGCGACGGUGGGCACGGUACACAGGCUGUUCAGCCCCGACCACGGAUACAGGCUCAACGACAACCAGAUCCUCAACCACUUUCCAAACCACUACGAGCUCACCCGUAAGGACCUGAUGGUGAAGAACAUCAAGCGCUACAGGCGAGACUUGGACAAGGAAGGGUCGCCGCUCGCAGCAAAGGGGCGCGACGGCCGCUACCUCCAUCUUGAUCUCGUCCCAGACACGUUCAUGCUGCCGUCAGACUACAGCAUCUUCGUGCAGGAGUUUCGACGCCACCCACACACGACCUGGAUCAUGAAGCCAUCCGGCGCAGCACAGGGCAGGGGCAUCUUCCUUGUGACGAAGCUGUCACAGCUGAAGCGCUGGUCAAAGGACUCCAAAGCGCAGGCGCGCAGCUAUGUCAUCUCGCGCUACUUGGACCGGCCGUACCUGAUUGGCGGGAAGAAGUUCGACCUUCGCCUGUACGUGCUGGUGACGAGCUUCAGACCGUUGAAGGCGUACAUGUCGCGCCUCGGCUUCUGCCGGUUCUGCACCGUCAAGUACGAUGCCAGCACGUCCAGCUACGACGACAUGUUCAUCCACUUGACCAACGUCUCGCUGCAGAAACACAGUGGCGAGUACAACGACAUCCACGGCGGCAAGUGGCACGUCGACAACCUCCGUCUCCACGUCGAGAGCACGCGUGGCAAGGAGGCCGCGGACAAGUUGUUUGAUGACAUGAAUUGGGUCAUCCUGCAGAGCCUGAAGAGUGUGCAGUCUGUCAUGAUUAACGAUCGGCACUGCUUUGAGGUGUAUGGCUAUGACAUUAUCAUCGAUGAUGACUUGAAGCCGUGGCUCAUCGAGGUGAAUGCGUCCCCCAGUUUGUCGGCCACAACAGUCGCUGACCGCAUCAUGAAACACACAGUCAUCGACGACGUCUUCAGCAUCGUCUGCCCAGACAACAGAAUGCCCGAUGUCCGGAACCCAGGCGUUCCAACUCGGGAACAGAUGGGCACGUUUGAAGUGUUGUACGAUGAGACGCAGGAUGUUGCUGUCGUGGCGGAAAAAGAAAAGCGGCGAACGCUCACGCGCCGUUCGAGCUCAACCUGGAAAUGAAGUCGACCAACACCUACGUCACCGUGCCUCGUAGUGUUACAUUACACACCCUGUGGCUGCCCUCAUCUUUGUUUCCCUCCCUUCGUUGAAGCUCAUUUGUAACAAAGCAACGCCUGUGUCGGUGAACCUGACUGUAUAUAUCAAUUACACGAAUGGAGUACCA